GCCAAUUGAAACCGAUUUCAACAGAAAAUAAAUAUCUUUAAAGUUAUUUGUGAUUGCAAGCUGUUUUUCCGUGGAAAUAAAAAUAAUUUCUGUUUAAAUUAAGAGGAACUUUAUGAAAACAAACAACUCGAAACAGUGUCAAGUGAAAAGUGAAGGUGCUGCUAAAUAGUAAAAAAAAUUAGUGAAACUAUAGGAAAAAUAUAUAAAUAAAUAAAAAACGUACUAUCAACCCAAUCAUCCUAUUUUAUAAAAAGUAAAUACAAACAUUAAACUUUUGAGCAACACAAUAAAUUAAAUUUAAAUGCCUUUGCAGUGACAUGUUUUUAAUAGAAUAAUAUUAGCCUACAAUUUGUGCAACAAAAACGCUCUAAACUAAAACGUAAAGUGGCAAAAAUAAUUUGCUGCUAAGCAAAAAAAGUGACAUAACUACUAAUUACUUUAAUUGCACACACAAGUUUGCUUGACUUCGCUUUUGCUUUACUAUAAUAUAAUUUCCGCAAUUAUCGUUUUCAACUCGAAACUGAAUUAGUGAAAUUCCAUUUUGCUCUUGUCAAUCGGCUGGACAGUAUAGUAAUGUGGCAACCAUUUAACAAGACAAGCUAGGCGCUCUUAAUGGGCCACGCCCACUUGUGGGAAGGCAGGGGACGGGUGUUCAAUCAACUUCGAUGAGCAACAGUUUGCUGCAAUUUAAGUUACACUUUGCCACCUGUCCGUCGACUUCUUGUUCGAAUGCCUGUGCCUCCAACCCCCAAAGAAGGAUACUGCGACCAGAAACCAAACCAAAGCCGAAGGAUACUCGGCCAUUCGUCCUGCCGACGACUUCUUAGCGCCCGCCUGCGCAGCGAACGUAUAAAAGGACGACUCCGGCCGCAGGAUUCAUCAGUUUCAUCAGCCCAAAGGAGCGGCGCGCGUCUCUCAAAUUGGACGCAUGGAAGUCCCACAAAUUUGAAAUUUGUGCAGUGCCUUGGACAAUAAUCAAAGUGCUUAAUUUAAAGUAUGUGUGGCAAAAUAAAAAGUUAAAUUUUUGCCGUUUGUGCUGAGAAACGCAGUUCUUCAAGUUUAAUCCAAAAAUAUCGAUACAGCGAGUUCAGCAUGUGAGAAGAGUAGUGGGGAAAAUGCAAUUUUCACGACCACAGCGAUAAACGGGCCGGAAAAGCGGAGGGAUUGUAGAUUGCCGUGAAGAGCCGCAAAUAGAGCGCAAAUUUCGCUUUUUCUGGCCCCCGGACUUCAGUUCAGAGUUCGGCUGGCUAAGCUAGUGCCGCGAUCGGCGUACACUGCCACGCCUCCAGGCAAGCGCCCCCCUCACGGCAACAUGGAUCGCAGCGGGAGCACCGAUUUCGGAGGAGCCGCUGCCACGACGGGCCGCUCGAAUCCCGCCCCCUGGAGCAACGACAAGGAGUCGCCGAACAAGGACGAGGACGACUCCAACGAGGACGACGGCGACCACGCAACGCCCGCCAAGGUCACCGAUCCGCUGGCCCCCAAGUUGGCCAACAACGAACGCAUGUUGGUGGUGUCCGUGACGGAGAGAACUCGAGAGACGUGGGGCCAAAAGGCGGAGUUCCUGCUGGCCGUGAUUGGCUUUGCCGUUGACCUGGGAAACGUGUGGCGAUUUCCGUACAUUUGCUACCAGAAUGGCGGCGGUGCCUUCCUGGUUCCCUACUGCCUGUUCCUCAUCUUCGGCGGUCUGCCUUUGUUUUACAUGGAACUGGCUUUGGGUCAGUUCCAUCGAUGCGGCUGCCUCAGCAUUUGGAAGCGCAUCUGUCCGGCCCUAAAAGGUGUUGGCUAUGCGAUCUGCCUGAUCGAUAUAUAUAUGGGCAUGUACUAUAACACCAUUAUUGGAUGGGCCGUGUACUAUCUCUUCGCCUCGUUCACGUCCAAGUUGCCGUGGACUUCCUGCGACAAUCCAUGGAACACGGAGAACUGUAUGCAGGUGACCAGUGAGAAUUUCACGGAAUUUGCCACCUCACCAGCCAAGGAGUUCUUCGAGCGAAGAGUACUGGAGAGUUACAAGGGCAAUGGACUGGACUUCAUGGGUCCGGUGAAGCCAACGCUGGCACUUUGCGUUUUCGGGGUCUUUGUUCUGGUGUACUUCUCACUCUGGAAGGGAGUGCGAAGUGCCGGAAAAGUGGUGUGGGUCACAGCCCUGGCUCCAUAUGUGGUGCUUAUCAUUCUGCUGGUCAGGGGAGUUUCUCUGCCCGGCGCAGAUGAGGGCAUCAAGUAUUACUUAACACCAGAGUGGCACAAGCUGAAGAACUCCAAGGUUUGGAUUGACGCCGCUUCGCAGAUAUUCUUCUCUCUGGGUCCCGGAUUUGGCACCCUGCUGGCCCUGUCCAGCUACAACAAGUUCAACAACAAUUGCUAUCGGGAUGCCCUCAUCACAAGUAGCAUCAACUGCCUGACCAGUUUUUUGGCCGGCUUUGUCAUCUUCUCCGUGUUGGGGUACAUGGCUUACGUGCAAAAGACCUCCAUCGACAAAGUGGGCUUAGAGGGACCCGGACUGGUGUUCAUCGUCUAUCCAGAGGCCAUAGCCACGAUGAGCGGAUCGGUGUUUUGGAGCAUCAUCUUCUUUCUGAUGCUGAUCACCCUGGGACUGGACAGCACCUUUGGCGGACUGGAGGCGAUGAUAACGGCCCUGUGCGACGAAUAUCCGCGAGUGAUUGGCCGGCGAAGGGAGCUGUUCGUCCUGCUGCUCCUGGCCUUCAUCUUCCUGUGCGCCCUGCCCACAAUGACCUACGGCGGUGUGGUGCUGGUCAACUUCCUGAAUGUCUACGGACCUGGAUUGGCCAUACUUUUUGUGGUCUUUGUGGAGGCAGCCGGAGUGUUUUGGUUUUACGGCGUGGAUCGCUUCAGCGCGGAUGUGGAACAGAUGCUGGGCAGCAAGCCAGGUUUAUUCUGGCGGAUCUGCUGGACAUACAUUAGUCCCGUAUUCCUGCUGACCAUCUUCAUAUUCUCCAUAAUGGGCUACAAGGAGAUGCUGGGCGAGGAGUACUACUAUCCGGACUGGAGCUAUAAGGUGGGCUGGGCCGUCACCUGCUCCUCGGUGCUGUGCAUUCCCUUGUACAUCGUCUACAAGUUCUGCUUCGCGGCGAAGGGCGGAUGCCGCCAGAGGCUGCAGGAGUCCUUCCAGCCAGAGGAGUCCUGCGGAUCGGUGGUGCCCGGCCAGCAAGGCACCUCGGUGUGACAUGACCACGCCCAGGUCCGUCUCAACAUCCGCACCAGCUGCACCAGCAUCAAGAUCUACAACUUCAACUGCAGCAGCAACAGCAACAGCAACUGCAACAGCUUGUCACCAACAACCUCAGGGGCCGAAGGAAGGAGCUGCCAUGCGGCCUUCCACUCAAACAAUCUCAUCUGCAACCACACCUGCCCGCCGGAGGAUCAGAAUCGUAGCCGUAAUCAGCAACAGUAUCAACAGCAACAGCAUCGGAUCAGCAGCGAUAUCAUUAGUGCUAGUCUUAGGCAG
Messenger RNA from Drosophila elegans, 3466 nucleotides. RefSeq names its product sodium-dependent serotonin transporter. The record is from RefSeq and is a predicted model, not a curated record. The coding region runs from base 1313 to 3184 and encodes 623 amino acids. NCBI's taxonomy places the organism in Eukaryota, Metazoa, Arthropoda, Insecta, Diptera, Drosophilidae. Gene Ontology annotation, biological process: serotonin uptake; sodium ion transmembrane transport. Gene Ontology annotation, cellular component: membrane; neuron projection. Gene Ontology annotation, molecular function: serotonin:sodium:chloride symporter activity; serotonin binding. The transcript has 8 exons.